CAUCCUCCGAAAUCUACAGAAGCAGCUCCCUGUUCCUCUUUGGUGGUCCUCUAAUGGAAGAAGAAUCGGUGGAAUCAAGCAAAAGACGCAAACGAAACGGAUCCACAGACUCCACUCUGCAAUGGAGCCGAUGGCAACUCCUUGAUUCCAUUCUCCCCACCGGCGGUUUCGCCCAUUCGUUCGGCCUCGAGGCAGCAAUUCAAGCACGCGUCGUUUCCGGUCCCGACGAUCUCAAAACUUUCGUGAUCCAUUUGCUGGAGAACACCGGCAGCUUACUCCUCCCUUUCGUCUACUCCGCAACCCGAACUCCGACCUUAGAAAACUGGCAGAAACUGGAUCAAAUCUUGGAUGCAACCUUGACCAAUGAGGUGAGUCGAAAGGCAUCGAUUCAACAAGGAUCCGCGCUAAUGAGAGCGGCCGCCGUCGUAUUCACUGAAGCGCCGUCGUUAAAAGCCAUGAGAGAUGUGUCGAUUGGUUCUGAGGCUGUACGUUUCCACCACGCGCCGGUGUUUGGACUUAUUUGGGGAAUUUUGGGAAUGGACAGCGGAACAAGCCAAAGAGCGUACAUGUUUGUGACGAUGAGAGAUGUGAUUUCGGCGGCGACGAGGUUGAAUUUAGUAGGGCCUCUAGGUGCAGCUGUGUUGCAGCACCAGAUUGCACUGGUUGCUGAAGCUAUAACGGAAAAAUGGAUGGAUCGUCCGGUGGAGGAAGCUUGCCAAACUGCUCCUUUGUUUGAUACUCUGCAAGGCUGCCAUGGUUACUUGUUCUCUAGGUUGUUCUGCUCCUAAAACCCCAGUAACAUCUGGGCAUGGUAGAACACAAUCUAUAAAUGUUUACAUUACCAUUAAUUGUUCGAGUUGAUACUCACUAAGUUAAAAACUUUGAUUCGAGAUUAAAAUAUAAAUGUUUCCAUCUUUUAUAUAUUUGAAAUGAACUCGAUUACUUGAA
This is a messenger RNA of Rubroshorea leprosula, 948 nucleotides long. Lineage: Eukaryota; Viridiplantae; Streptophyta; Magnoliopsida; Malvales; Dipterocarpaceae. The record is from the annotation of a GenBank genome assembly.